This is a messenger RNA of Sitodiplosis mosellana (orange wheat blossom midge), 1512 nucleotides long. RefSeq names its product endothelin-converting enzyme homolog. The record is from RefSeq and is a predicted model, not a curated record. Bases 4 to 1512 code for a protein of 502 amino acids. Gene Ontology annotation, cellular component: plasma membrane. Gene Ontology annotation, biological process: protein processing. NCBI's taxonomy places the organism in Eukaryota, Metazoa, Arthropoda, Insecta, Diptera, Cecidomyiidae. Gene Ontology annotation, molecular function: metalloendopeptidase activity. The transcript is spliced from 7 exons.
UGCAUGAAUGCUGGCAAACAAGCUGAAUCUGGAAAGAAAUUGGUGGAGGAAUAUCUUUCGAAACGAUUCGGACUUCCCGACAUACUUUCAAUGAUAAUUGAAGGCAAAAGUAUUUCGUUUGAUGGAUUCGACUGGAUUACAACCAUUGCCAAAGUGAAGAAAACGCUUGAUAUUGACAUCAUCUUCGAAUUCGAUAUCAUACCACAUCCAACAAAUGUUAACCAAAAAGAGUUCAAAUUCGGAAAGCCAGCGAGUGAAGCAGUUACCAGUGAGAAAAUAAAAAAGUACAUUGAUUUCUUGCACCCGUACUCUAACGACGAUGUGAUUGAUGGGUUGGCUAAGCGAAUUCUCAAAAUUGAUAAAAAAUUUACAACUAUGCUGUCACACAAAAUGAAUGAUGCAACCGAUGCAAAUAUGUUGGAUGGAAGAAAACAAGCGUUAAAUUUUGUCGAAAUUAUCUUGAACAAACCAGCUCAAACAGACAUUGAAAAUCGCCUAAUUAUUUGGAAUGAAGACAGUCGAAAAUAUUUUGACGAUGUCAAUGACUUCAUUUCAAGUGCAAGCAAAACCGACGUAGCAUUGUACAUUUGGUGGAAAAUUGUCAACGAAAUGGUGAAUCUCAUCGAAGAUCAUUACGAUGUAAGCAGUCAGCAUUUAUCCGCUCAUUGUGCAAACGAAGUGAAUGAGCUCAUGGGAAUCAUCAUGAGCUAUGCAAUUGCACAGCCAGAUUUCCAUAGCGCAACGAAACCGAUAGUACAACGAAUGAUGGAUGAGAUUCGCUCAUCAUUUCACGAUUUAGUUGAAAAAAGCGACUGGCUCAGCGAUGAGACAAAAGCACGAAUACUAGAAAAAUCGCAAGCCAUGAAAAUGAAUGUGGGCUUUCCGGAAUGGAUUUUCAAUGACACCCAAACUAAUGCGUAUUUUGGCCACAUCAAAUUCAACGAAAAUUCAUUCUUGGAAAACAUCAUUAGACUACGGGGCUCGAGAAUGAAUCGAAAGCUAAACUCACUCACAUCUACUGACGAUAUGGAUUGGGGCAUGAUGCCAACCGAAGUAAAUGCAAAAAAUGAUUAUCCAACGAACACAAUGACAAUACCUCAAGCCAUUCUGCAGUUUCCAUUCUACAAUCUGGGCUUAGAGGCUUUAAAUUUUGGAGCGACAGAUCUCGGCCAUGAGUUUAUGCAUGGGUUUGACUCUAUCGGAAUACAAUAUGACAAAGAUGGUAACUGGAAUGUGGGUUGGCUAGGCAUAGGAGACGAAUACAAUAAACGUGCCGAAUGCCUAAUUGAUCAGUACAAUGGCUUCUCUAUGCCCAACAUGAAUGAUCAUAAAUGGUGUUAUUCAAUGGAUACGAAGGACCAAUCAGUCGAAGAUACGAUCAGAAAUGAUGUCCACAGUCCGAAUGAAUCUCGUGUGAAUGGCGUAGUGGCAAACAUGAAGGAAUUUCAACAAGCAUUCAAAUGCAGCACUGAAUCAAAAAUGGUCUCAAAAAAGGUGUGUCAAGUCUGGUGA